AUGCAUCCCGAAAAAUUGGGAUUCGAAGACUGUGACCUUAAUUCAAUUUUCAAAGCUAUCGACAAAGACACCCAGACCAUCGAAGCCAACUCCGUCAAAAGUUCAGAGAGUUCAGUAAAGUCAUAUAAAUUACCCCUGCCGAGAGAACUAGAGAAACCUGAAGAUGGUACUAUUAAGGUAUUCUCGUUUUGUCAGGUAAUACAGGAUCCUGAUUGCCCGAAACUCGUUACAAUUGUCAGAGAAUCUGUCACUGAAGAGGUUCACAAACACAACGAAUCACCGAAUAGUGACGCUGUCUCAAACAGGUACAGGUAUUGCAAAGAAGUUAUAAAGCCUUAUCUAAAAGAUUACCCACCAGAUUGCCCUGAUUCUGGAGAACUACUCUUAAGGGAUGCAAUAAUAACUGCUAAUGAGGAGUUCCCCGAGUACCCACCCUGUUACGAAGUCCCUGUAAAUGAAUCUGACAUACAACCGGAGCACAAAACAAAACAAGAAGGAAAGUAUAUACCACCCAUUCAAUCAAAAAAAUCGGAUAAACCUCUCUGUCCUCCUGUCCAACCUCCUGCCUGUAUUCAACCAAAGCCAGAUUUAGAUUGUACUAAAAAGACAUCCCAUAAGGAUUUAAAGCCCAAACAAUCAAAAAAGGAUCUAAUUCCUGCUAAAAAGUCUAAUACUUCAAAACAAUCUAGUACUUCCAAAAAAUCUAAUACUUCAAAAAAAUCUAGUACUUCAAAAAAAUCUGAUCAUAAGAGCACGAAGAUAGCCGAUUGUGUAGCUGAAAAAGCUGCUUUGAGGAAAGCCGAAAAAUGCUUAGCCGAAAAAGCCUUAGCUGCUAAGUGUUGUGAGAAAAAACUAGCACAAAAGGAAUGUACUUGUCCAGCCAAAAAAUCCGAUAAAGAUCUUAGUAAAAAAUGUGAAAAGAAAUCUAGUAAAGAUUCAUGUAAAAAAAAGUCUGACAAGGAUUUAUGUUUGAAACCAUCUGAUAAAAAUAUAGCUAAGCAGGGAUGUACUUGUGAUAAAAACUCCGACAAAGACAAACCGCAUCUUAUACUCUGCCCAGGUCAAAAAGUUCCCAAAAUUUGCAUAGAGAUUACUGAUCCAAAAUGUUGUCCAGAAAUCCCACAGCCAGCAUUCUGUGAAGACGAAGACAAACGGAGACAUCAAGACGAAGCCUGUCAAGAGGAUUUAUUUCCACCAGAAAAUUGCGCCCCCGAAGUCGUAGAAGAGUGUAAUUGUGGAGGAAGUCCAAAAGACGACGAUUGUCCAGAAAAACCAGGAAAGGAAAAAUCUUCAAAAUCAAAUCCAAAGGCCUCCUGGCCCCCGAGCAUAGGAAAAAAAGAUCAUACUAACAAAAAAGACGGCUCGCCUGAGAAGAAAGACUGCCUUGGUUGCCUUUUAGAGUCUUUACGUCGUAUAUCAUCUGACGCAGAAUCGUGCAAACGUAAGGCCGAAAAGUGUGCCGAAUUAAAAAAGAAGUUAUCAUCUGAAAAAAAACCGUGUCCUCCACCCACAAAACCUCCAAGCAAACCACCCGAUUCUCCUAAGCGCAAAAUGGGAGACUGUCCAUCAGAGAACCCACCCUUAAAUUGUAAGCCCAAGGCUAAAGCUCCAUGUCCUAGCACCCCCAUCGAUGUGUGUUCCCCCAAAGAACGCAAGUCAUCGCAAAAAGGUGGUUCGAAAGUCGGUGAGGAAAGAAGCAAAAAGGGAGCAGGCGGAAGCACUAGCGCGCGUAAAGUUGAUGAAUCGGUCAAAGGCAAUCUAGUUCAAGUUCAAGCCGAAGAAAGACAAUUAGGUUCAUGUACGUGUACUACAAAUGCCGAAGUUAAAUCAGCUAUAGACGCACAUCACAAGACUUUGGCUACCCUUAAAUGCGCUAUGGAAGACUUCAUGUGUAAGAUGUAUAGAACCACACAGGAGGCCGUGACAGUAAUCACCACUGAAAGUGCCAAGCAGCUGCAAAAGAUAAAGAAAUCCGCUUCCAAAUCGUCUGAUGAGUGCAGACCACCGAAGAAAGUAUGCGAUACCCGUAGCAAGAAUAACUUGAGAAGAUUUAGUAUAGUGAACAUAGAUAACCCAAACCCAGACACGUUAAAGAAAUUGCCUGAUUGCGUACCCCCGGUCGGCCAUGACAGGGGUCCUUUGAAAUACUUUGACGCAGUAGUUUCUAAAGUAGAUUCUGCAGCAUCAAUGAUAAGUGAUACACUUGCCUUUGACAUGCCAAAACCUUUGAAGCCAAGAACAUUUAACGACUGUAGUUCUGAGUAUGACGUACCCAAUACUACUAGGCCUUAUCCAUCAGAUAUCACGAACGUUUUGGAGUCUGAAGGCACAUCAAGCAUGUUCGCAUCAUGGAGAGACAAGCUUUGGGCUAUGUUCAUUGAGGAUGAAAAUAAGCCAGAAGUCGAGAUUGCAUCCAAACAAUCAGGAUCGAUAACAUCGGAAAGUGAUGAAGAUCUUUUACAUAAGUUGAUUGAUUAA
Molecule: messenger RNA, 2478 nt
Organism: Helicoverpa zea (corn earworm)
Lineage: Eukaryota; Metazoa; Arthropoda; Insecta; Lepidoptera; Noctuidae
Product: axoneme-associated protein mst101(2)-like
Exons: 2
Coding region: 1-2478 (825 amino acids)
Source: RefSeq, a predicted model, not a curated record